AUGUGUCAUAUCCCUUUUUUAUACGAUUUCUUUCAGCCUGUCGAUGCAGAUCGGAUGAGCGACGACGCUCUCGCUGCGGACUGGCGGACUAGCCAGUCCUUUCCUCGGCAGUCUUCUCUGAAAGUAGGUCUCGUAUUAGAUGCCUGAGGGUAUGUUCAUAAUAAUAAGGCAGGAAUCGCUUCUGGUGUCAAAUUAGAGCCGCCGGAAACCGGGCCAGAUAGACCUCAGCUAGUUAGGAGAAUAGAAAGAUACGCAGAGGCCUUUCCUCCUUUAGGUUAACCACUAUGUUCUCCUAUCCAACCUUCAUCCCGACUCGGACGACCGAAGGGCACAGUGGCGUGAAACGGCGUAAGUUCGACUGGUCGCUUCUUUUUAAUUGGUGUCCUAAAUGUUCUCGAAUGAGGUGUGUUUUGGACCUGUGAAUAAAUCUGUGGUUUGUGACACGAUCUUGUGAAAUUAACUUAAUUUACGCUCUAAAUUGCCUUUCUUUUGUUGUAGAGAACUGCCGGAGAACUGUGUCGGCAGUUCGAGUUGGGUAAUCAACGAUUUGGCCCAGCCUCCGCCGAGGCCUCCUUUGGUCCGCCAACGAUCCUCGGACUGGGACCACAUGAGAUUUAAUCGAGUUAAGACCAAGAGCAGCGAGACAUGGCCAACUGGACUAGACAAACAUGGUAAGAGCUCUUAAAUUAAAAAAUGUUGCGCAACAAUGGCCAAGAGGGGCCUUAAAAAAAGAGUGUCCGAAGAGUAAGAGAACGGCCCCUGGAUAAAAGGGCCAACAAUUGGGGGCUCAGCGCCUUGCGAUCAGUCGAGAUGAAUGAGAUUGAUGGGCUCUUGCAGGAUCUCUCUUCCCUUUCCCCCGGAGUCCCCACAUUCCUUUAUAUAGGGUGCUUUUGUUAUCACAGUACCUCCGAAUUAUACUUUUAUUGUUCUCUUUUUGCAUAGACGACAUGGUUAUUUUGUCAUCAUAGGACUAAUUUUUUGGGCAAGACAAUAGUUACGUGUGUUUUCCAUACGCGAGGUCACCUUUCUAGAAUUUUCAUUGUCUUUGGCGACAGCCUUUUUUGAUGGCUGUCGAACUAAUUCAGAUUAAUUGCACCAAUUUAUGACAACUUGCGGCAUCUUCUAGGGGAUAUAAACAGAUUGGGCCAAAGAUUUUCAGAUUAACUGUUUCUGGACCACAUCAAAAAAAUUUGAAAGUCGCUUGAUGGGCGCGCAAUGGGAAGGUUGAAUUUAAUUAUGGGAACGGCCGCGGAGGCCAUUAAGCGUCCCAUAAUCUGCUUAAUCACUCCCUGUUAGAAGUCAGAGGAAGAGUUGAUAAAGAAAGAAUAAGGUCCCAUACUCAGACACUUCCAGAGUGCAUUUCACGCCCCAGGGCUCGUUUUUUCCUGAACCAUUCGAGUUGUUUUUUACUUCUGCCUUCAAAUGUCCUAACCAAAACAAUAGAAAUCACUUUCCGGUUUCACGGGCCAUAAGAUUUGGAAUUUAUUUCGCCCCCCCCUUGAGGCAAUAACUUUUGGAAUUUGAAUCCGGCCUCGUCUUUCCUUUUUUGUGUCGAGAGGUUCCGGUCCCUAAGAACCCCGAGGUUUAUGAUGUUAAAAAAGACCAGAACGAGGCUAAUAAAAACCUGGACAGCCCAUAUACAGUGCGGCCAGGCUCGCAUGCCCUUAGGGCUUGUCUUUAGGAGGUCGUCCGAGAGUGCGGAAGACCGGGCUGGACUGCUUUAACCUGUCUGCCGCAUUUAUUUUCCUAAGAAUUGUGCUCUAUCACGCCAGCACCAUCCAAAGCAACAUUUUCAUUGCUUGUGUUCCGUGUCGAGGCCCAGUUUUUGAUGGUGAAAUGGUGGAUUACAGCGAUUCUAACAAGACGACCCUUAGGCUGUGGUCCCUCAAUGAGAAUGGGCAACAAAUAAGCAGGGCGCAGAGAAUGAUGCGUCCCAAGAUCUCACUGGACUCGGCUCCAGAAGCGGCUACAGAAUCUCGUUUAGGUCCCGAGCAUUCGCUGGAUGCAGAUGCCCGAAAACAUCUCUGGUCCAUCUCCCCGACGGCCUUCCAUCAGAGCUUCGACGACCGAUUGAAGGGAUGCGAGGAGGCGGUCCUCUCCAAUUCUUGCAGCAACAUCGAGGAACAGGUAAUUUGCAUAUCCCCGGAGGCAAUAUCUGACCAUUUUCGAGUUUCAACCUCUUUUGAUGCGGUUUUAUGACAGGGAACGGGUGUUUUCGUUGAUUGGAAACGGAUUAUUUUUCCCAUCCGGUACGAGUUUCCUAAUUAAAAUAUAAAAUGACGUCAUUAAAAAGGGCAAUGAUCGGGAAAGGUCACCGUAUCUUGUUUUGUUCACUUAGCGGCUUAUUUAGCUAAAUAUCAGCAAAGAGAGGAGGGCUUAGGAACUCAUAAUUUAGAAUUUAAUGGGCCCCAAAUGCCGAUAUAUGGAUGGUUAGUUAUAAAAAUUGUUUUUCAAUCCAACCCAAAAUCAGCAACUUCAGUCAAAAGUUAGUUUUGGACUAAACUGAAAACUUUCCAUGGUUUCGAUUGAAAGGCAUUUUUUUCGUGAAACUUUAUGUCCUUCUUGGACAAGAUCCGCCGGAACUUAUUCCAAACUAUCAACCUGUCUGGAAAAUAACGGCGCGCCGCGGCGGGUCGUCGUGCCUUGGAAUCGCCCAUCUUGCUUUACGACGGCAAGCCGCGGCUGCGGACUUGAUGCGCGACUGCACCCUCUUUUCGAUGAGGCGAAUCAUUUUGCUGCGACCCGACGUUAUUUUCCCGACAGACUGAUAACGUUGGAUGGAAUUUGCCGCUUUUGCCUGAAUUGAGAAAUAGAAUUUAUAAAUACAUACAUAUCUAUAUAAACAAGCCCUUACAGGUACGCCGAAAUCACGGGCGACGGACACGACGAGCAGCAUUCUGUUCGGGAGAUUCCAGCAAAGGACCCAUGGCUGCGAGUUAUGGCUUCUCCGGCAACGAUGGUAAGAUGAAGAACACCGGCGGGGUGGAAGGGGAGCUGAUCAUUGCUGUAAUCCUAUACAUUCUGAGAAAGGAUGAGAAGACAAAAAAAAGAAGUAAAGCGUUACAACGCGGCUCUCAUCGCAGUGACACAGCCAGCGGCAAUUAAGUCUAGGUUGGGCUUCUGACUUUAAUUUGAGUUCAGUUUACGACCUGAGGGCAUGGCCCGAAGAAGUCGUGAUUGAAUUAAAGAAGUCACUCUUGGCCACAUUUCUCCACUUUCUUCCGUUUUCUCGGACAUUCAGGUGUCCUUUUAUUGCAACAUUUAAACAGUAAUCCAGUUUGGGAACGUGUUACAAGAUUACUUUUUCCAUUUACCUCAGAUCUCCCUUUUGGUUUCCGUAAUCCCAAAAUUAAUUCUAAUGCGAAAACUACAUUUGCCCCAUGAAAUACGGAAGUAUUAAAACGGUAUUUAAGAAACAUGACGUCGACCUCCAACUCGCUCCACCAACUCCGGACCGGCUCCACGUUGAUGUUGUUGGAGCCGAGGGAGUAUGAGCUGCCUCCGCGACGUUUAAGUGCGAGUUCGGCAAUGGGUCCCCGCUCCCGUCCCACCACGCCGGACAUCCCGGUUUGUCCCAUCCACAAAUUCGGCCCCUACAGUCCGUCAUCUUUCUUAGAGCAAUGUCUUGUUUAGGUUUAUCCUCAGGCGGGAAUCGUCCCCCGAAUCUCGGUGGUCGCUCGCCGCAAUCUUCGUUCGAUUCAAACGGAGAUGUGGGCCAAGUUACGCUGAAUCUGAUGCGGGUCAAUGGAACAAUGCCAGGUUUUAAGACGUUGCUGGCCUCCAGUAAUUCUCCGGGUACAUUGCAGCGAAAUCUUCAAGGACAAGGUAAGAGAGUCAAUGAAUGCUGACAAAAAUAGUUUUAGCCCGUGAUUCGUUGGCCAAGAUUAAUACGGGUGCUCCAACUACGACGCCUCAGGUCAUUUGUGGGGAAUUUGUGAAGAGAAAAGAGAGUUUGGGGCGUCCGAGGAAGGAAUCAGACGCCAUCCGGAUUCUGUCAGAGAAUGGUAACCAGUGGUACCUUUAUUAUAUUUUCUUUUCUCUUUCUUCUACAGUAGUCUGUAACCAGACAAGGCAACCCCGAGAUUUGUAUUCUAAUUCGGGGAUUAUCAUGAAACCAGCCCGCCCUCAAAGUCAAGUCGUCUUGGCAACGGCCCCGCAUUGUGAAGGUUACCCGAAUCCGGCCUCGGAAAAGUAA
Bursaphelenchus xylophilus (pine wood nematode) is the source of this 4195-nucleotide messenger RNA. The record is from the annotation of a GenBank genome assembly. Lineage: Eukaryota; Metazoa; Nematoda; Chromadorea; Rhabditida; Aphelenchoididae.